AUGAAGGGCGGCAAAGGCAUUGAGAACCCGGCUUUCGUCAACUCCAGCCCAGACACCCCGCGCCGUUUCUCUGCAUCACCCUCUUACGUCGAGGUCUCCGUCUUGUGCUCCAGUACUCAGAGAGAGGAUUCGCAGCCACAUGAGCCUCAGGAGCCCCCUUUGCCUUCGGCAACACACCCUGGCUCCCGAGAGCCUCAAUCGCUGUCGGAGUUCGAGGAGGGGCCGUGCGGAUGGGGGAACUUCCAACCCCAGUGUCUCCAGCUCUGCAACACGCCCCAGGGGUUUCUGGUUCUCUACUGCCUCUUGGCUCUCACGCAAGGUAUUGUAGUAAAUGGCCUAGUAAAUAUCAGCAUUUCCACUAUUGAGAAGCGCUAUGAAAUGAAGAGUUCCCUGACGGGUCUGAUAUCAUCAAGCUAUGAUAUCGCAUUCUGUUUGUUGUCUUUAUUUGUAUCAUACAUUGGUGAAAGAGGACACAAACCAAGAUGGCUUGCAUUUGCAUCCUUUAUGAUAGGACUGGGAGCACUUGUAUUCUCAUUGCCAAAAUUUUUUAGUGGAAAAUACCAGUUGGGAUCCCCUUUUGAAGAUACUUGCUUAACAACAAGGAAUACAACCAGUUGUACCUCUUCAAGUUCUUCACUUUCUAACUACUUAUACAUCUUCAUCUUGGGACAACUAUUGCUGGGAACAGGAGGAACUCCUCUCUAUACCCUGGGAACAGCCUUUAUUGAUGAUUCUGUGCCUACACACAAAUCUUCUCUCUAUAUAGGAAUUGGCUAUUCUAUGUCAGUAUUAGGCCCUGCUAUUGGCUAUGUGUUGGGAGGACAGCUGUUAACCAUGUACAUUGAUGUUGGUUUGGGACAAAGCACUGGUAUCACUGAGGAUGAUCCACGAUGGCUGGGGGCAUGGUGGAUUGGAUUUCUUCUGGCUUGGCUCUUUGCUUGGUCUUUGAUAAUACCUUUUUCUUGCUUUCCAAAACAUUUACCAGGUACAGCAGAAAUUCAAGAUGGAAAAAUUUCCCAGACUCAUCAGAGUAAUGGUUCCUUGCAAUACAUAGAUGCGAAUUUUGGAAAAAGUUUUAAAGAUUUUCCAGCUGCUCUAAAGAAUUUGAUGAGGAAUACUGUCUUUAUGUGUUUAGUUAUAUCAACAUCUUCAGAAGCCUUAGUUACUACUGGAUUUGCUACAUUUUUACCUAAAUUUAUAGAAAAUCAAUUUGGAUUGUCGUCCAGUUUUGCAGCUACCCUUGGAGGGGCUGUUUUAAUUCCUGGAGCUGCCUUUGGUCAGAUUUUAGGUGGUAUUCUUGUGUCGAAAUUCAAAAUGACAUGUAAAAACACAAUGAAGUUUGCUUGGCUCACAUCUUUAAUCGCACUUGUGCUGAGUUUUGUAUUUAUUUAUGCCAGUUGUGAAAACGAGCCAUUUGCUGGUGUAUCUGAAUCAUAUAAUGGAACGGGAGACCUGGGGAACUUGACUACUCCUUGUAAUGCCAAUUGUAACUGUAUGCGAUCAUAUUAUUAUCCUGUCUGUGGAAGAGAUGGAGUCCAAUAUUUUUCUCCCUGCUUUGCAGGUUGUAAAAAUUCUGUUUCACAGAGACAGCCAAAGAUAUAUUACAACUGUUCCUGUAUUGAAAUGAAAACAGAAAUACCUACAGCAGCAAGUUUUGGCUUUGAAGCUAAAGCUGGAAAAUGUGAAACUCAAUGUACAAAUCUGCCCAUAUUUCUUGGCGUUUUCUUUGCUACAAUUGUUUUUACCUUUAUGGCUGGUACUCCUAUAACUGUGUCCAUCCUAAGGUGUGUUAAUCAAAGGCAGCGAUCUCUAGCAUUGGGAACACAGUUUAUGAUGCUUCGAUUAUUAGGCUCAAUACCUGGACCAAUUAUUUUUGGCGUCACAAUAGACAGCACAUGUAUUCUCUGGGAUAUUAACGAAUGUGGAAUUAAAGGAGCUUGUUGGAUUUAUGAUAAUAUCAAGAUGGCACAUAUGCUAGUGGCCAUAAGUGUUACUUGUAAAAUUGUCACCAUUUUCUUCAAUGGGCUUGCAGUAUUUUUGUAUAAACCGCCACCAUUAGACACAGAUGUGUCAUUUCAAAAUCCGAAUGCAGUUGGGACUGCUGUUUCAGUAGAAUGUGACCCCCACCAAAGCAGGAAAUGAAAGGUGAAAUAGAAAAAGAAGAAAUCAUUUUACAGGUGGAAAAUUGGCCUCCAUUUGUAAGAAUGCACA
Pteropus alecto (black flying fox) is the source of this 2211-nucleotide messenger RNA. It is a transcript of the gene SLCO4C1, whose product is annotated as solute carrier organic anion transporter family member 4C1. The record is from RefSeq and is a predicted model, not a curated record. The coding region runs from base 1 to 2142 and encodes 713 amino acids. Gene Ontology annotation, cellular component: membrane. The transcript is spliced from 13 exons. Gene Ontology annotation, biological process: transmembrane transport; sodium-independent organic anion transport. NCBI's taxonomy places the organism in Eukaryota, Metazoa, Chordata, Mammalia, Chiroptera, Pteropodidae. Gene Ontology annotation, molecular function: protein binding.